Molecule: messenger RNA, 4213 nt
Organism: Pieris napi
Lineage: Eukaryota; Metazoa; Arthropoda; Insecta; Lepidoptera; Pieridae
Gene: SMC5
Product: structural maintenance of chromosomes protein 5
Exons: 20
Coding region: 79-3255 (1058 amino acids)
Biological process (GO): double-strand break repair via homologous recombination
Cellular component (GO): Smc5-Smc6 complex
Molecular function (GO): ATP binding; ATP hydrolysis activity
Source: RefSeq, a predicted model, not a curated record
UAUUAGCCUAUUUAUAUUUAUUUUUAUUCUCUAACUGAACUGUAAUUUUUUGGGAAAACUAGUUUUUAUUAAAUUUAUAUGAUGUCAAAAAUAAUAAACAGUAAUGGAAAUAAGGCGGGAAGUAUUUACAGGAUCGCUCUUGAAAACUUUGUGACAUAUAAACAAGUGGAAUUAUAUCCUGGAUCAUCACUUAAUGUUAUAAUCGGACCUAACGGAACGGGAAAGUCUACCUUUGUUUGUGCUAUUAUUUUGGGUUUGUGUGGAAAACCCAGUGUUAUUGGUCGGGCGAAAAAGUUAUCUGAGUAUGUUCGUGGAGGCUGUGAAGAGGCUACCAUAGAAAUAGAACUAUACCAACAACCUGGAAAACAAAAUGUUAUUAUUACUAGAAAUUUCAAUCUAAAAGAUACCUCCAUGUGGUAUAUCAAUCAUAAAACUGCAAGAGAGAACCAAGUUCAAGACCUCAUUACAUCACUUAGUAUACAGGUAGAUAACUUAUGUCAACUAUUACCUCAAGACAGAGUCCAGGAUUUUUCCAAAAUGAAUCCACAGCAACUACUUCGCAGUACAUUAUCUGCUGUUGGAGGGAAUGAAAGUGUAGAACAAUUAGACGAACUAAUAGAAACAAGAAAUGAACAACGUAACCUUUCCACCACACAGGAGAAUAAUGCACAAUUGUUACAGGAACAGAUUCGAUUGAAUGAGAGAAUAAAAGUGAUAAUUGACACAUUAAAUCAAAGAAAAGAUAUUGAGAGACAUAUUGAAUUAUGCGAAAAAAAGAAACUUUGGAUUGAAUACCAAGAACUUAAAACAAAAGUGAAUGAAUACAGCCAAGAUAAGAAGGGGGCAGUAAAAUUGGUGGACACACAUACAAAAAAAAUGGCGCCACUGGAGAAAGUUUUAGGAAAUGCAAAAAGCAAAAUUAGCACAUUGGAACAGAAAAAACUUAGUGCGGGUCGAGAAAUUCAUUCGUUAACAGACAAAGUAAAAGAGACAUUAAGCAGCGUUAAUUCGCUAGAAUAUGUCCUGAAAGAGAUAGACUCGGCCUUCCAAGAGAAGUUGGAACGGCAUCGAAAUAGAAAGAGAGAGUUGGGCGUGGCUAAAGUUAAGUUGGACAAACUGAUUGAUGAUAAAAGACUCGCUGCUGAACAUGUUGGAGAUGAAACAAGUAUAAAAAUGAAAUUGGCUGAAAUUCAUAAAUCUAUAGCGACAACGAAUGCAACAAUUGACACUUUAAAAAAGAAGAAAUUGGAAGUAGAGUUCGAUUAUGAAAAUAAUAUUGUACCCCAAAUGAGAUUGUAUCAGAACAGAAUAAAUAAUUUACAAGACGUAAAUAAGACCCGCCUAGAGAGUCUACGCGAAAGUGACCGAACCAGAGAUGCCUACAAGGCAGUCAUGUGGCUCAGAGCCAAUCGCCAUUUAUUCAAGCAUGGAGUCUAUGAACCUAUGAUGCUAGAGAUAAACUUCACAGACCCAAAAUUCGCACGUUACCUAGAAGCAACGGUUGAUUCACGGGACCUCAUCGCAUUUACUUUCGAAUCCAGCCAAGAGAUGAAUUUGUUUAUGAGAAACAUGAGAGAGAUGAAUUUGAAGAUGGUGAACGCGGUAUGCAGCGAACCCGCUACCCUCAACUUGCAGAGGCAGGAUAUUUCCGAACUUAGCUACCUCGGCUUCUACACCUACAUGUUGGAUACAAUUUCAGCUCCAGACGCGAUUGUCCGUUAUUUGUGUAGAAAUUACUCGAUUCACAAAAUACCUAUUGGCGACGAGCACACCUUUAAUAAUAGCGGGAAUGUACCCGCAAAUAUCACCUUUUAUUUUACAGAAAACCACAGAUUCUCAGUGCGCGUAUCGGAAUACAGUGGCGCGAAAUCCAGUUCUAUCACUGAAAUAAACCCACCUCGUCUACUCGCCAAAACUGUGGACGUUGAACAGAUUAAUAAAUUUAAGAAGCAGUUAGCAAACUUUGAAAAAACAGCAACUACACAUAAAUCGAAGUUGCAGGAAUUUAACAACCAACUUUCGCCACUAGAGGUCACUUUGAACAAUUUUAAUAUGGACAGGAAGAACAUCAAUGAGAGCAUAGAAAAGAUACGAACACUAAGCGCACAAAUACGUUUACAAACGAAGAAAAUGGAGGAAAUACAAAAUGAAUCUUCCCUUAACAUAGAGUCGGAGAAAGAGAACUGUCAGAAGAGACAAAAAGAGAGUGUACUUAAGCAAUGUCAUCUUCAUUCGCAAUUGAAAGACCUUUUAAAGGAAUUGCAGAAAAAGAUGCAAGAAAAAGAAUUGGUUGGGAUAAAACUGGAUGUAAGCAGAAGUGCUAUAAUACAGCAUGAAUCGGAAUUGAGAGAACUGAAGAAUGAAUUACGAAAUGUUCAAGUAACUCUCGAAAACAUACAAAACUGCUUAACCUGUGCCGUCUCAAAAGCAAAAGAAAAACUAUCAGCAGCAAAACGUUCCUGCAAUAACAAACUACCCACAGACUCAGAUUUUCCUUAUAAAGACGAUUUUGAGAAACUACCCUCUGAUUUGACAGCUCUACAGGAACACUGCUUUGAUUUGCAGACACGGAUAGAUUGUAUGGAUACUAGUGAUGAACAGGUACUAAAAGAAUACAAAACACGGGAAAGGACUAUUGCAAAACUUCAGUCUGAUAUCACAAACUCAUCGGAUAAGAACAAACAGUUAGAAGAAAAAAUGAAUAAACUCAAAUCAAAAUGGCUGCCGUCGUUGGAAACGUUGCUGCGUAACAUAGACCGUGCAUUUGGAUCUAUGUUCGCCAAAAUGGGAUGCGCCGGAGAAGUUAAAUUGGACAAAACUGGGGCUGAUGAAGACUACGACAAAUACGGUGUGGGUAUAUACAUUAGAUUCCGGGCGGAUGAACAAUUGCAGCAAUUAACACGUCACGCGCAGAGUGGUGGCGAAAGGGCAUUAUGUACUGCCUUGUACCUUAUGGCGCUGCAGGCUUUAACGACCGUGCCCUUUAGAUGUGUGGAUGAAAUAAAUCAAGGCAUGGACGCGAUAAAUGAGCGGAAAAUGUUCCAAUUACUCGUCAAAGUCACCACGGAGUGCGAAAAUGGACAGUAUUUUCUUUUGACGCCUAAACUAUUACCCCAACUGGAAUAUGGCGAAAACAUAAUGGUCCACACAAUUAUGAAUGGCAAAGAAUUGAUGAAUUAUAAAAAAUGGAAACACGAUAAACAUUUACAAAAGGCUCGGACCUAUCGGCUAUCGCAGGCCACAAGCAGUAUGUAAAUUUAAUAUCGAUAUGUACACAAUUGUAUGGCUGUUUUUAAUUUUAAUUAAAUGUGUUGAAAACACUUGCAAAACUAAGCUUGUAAAAACAGCUCCUCUAACUCAAACUCACUUUAUUCAUAUAGCUAAACGAGUGAACGUGAACAGAAAAGAUUCUAAACGUACAUUUACUACCUGUUCAAAGGCGUAGAGCGGGCAAGAAGAACUGGCAAGAAACUCUCCGCCACUAUUUUUUAGUCGCCAAGUUUUGAGUCAUACAAAUUGUUCAAUAUUCGUUGAAUUAAUAAAAAGCUUUAUUGAUUAAUUUACGUUUAACGAGAGCUUUGAAUUUAUUUAGUUAUAAUUCUGUAAUUUCGCUUGGGAGUUUGUUGUAAAAUGCUGCGAAUAGUGUAACUAUGCUAAUAAAACUUAACUUGUUAUACUAAAAUUAAAACAAAUAACACAAGUUAUAAGAGAUUCAAGGAUGUCUAACAAGCGAUCUCUUGCAACCCUAGUAAAGAAAAAAAAAACUCUAAAAAAAUAUAUAUAUGUACAUAUAAAAUAGUCACGAUUGACUUAUGUUAAGACUUUUAAAAGAGGUACUUUUAUCUGGAAUGCAUCUAGGAUUGUGAAAAACUAAAAACUCGGCGAUUUAAAGAGUGGCGGAGAGUUUAUUGCCAGUUCUUCUCUUCAGUUCCGUUCUACGACCUUGAUUUGAGUACUGGCAGUAAAUGUAAAAUUAGUAGCAUUUAAUAUAUUUUUUUGACGUGCAUAAGUGUACAUUGUGUUACCUAUAUGAAUAAAUGAUUUUGAAUUUUUUGAAUGAGCAUUUUCACGAAUUAAGUAAGAAUCUCAAUUGAGAACUGUCAUGUGUCUAUCUAAAAAUCUUCAACUAAAAACUACGUUGGUUGGUUGAUGACAUCUAACGGGUCAAAAAAAACUAUGAAAAUAAAAAAAAAUCAUUAUUAUUUAAAAAAAA